CUUGAGUCGUUGUCAAGAUGAGCAUGUCGCGUGCGCUAUCACUUCCCCUGCGAAGGGUCUCUGUCUCCUCUCCUAGCCUACGCUUUUCACAGUCUGCUGCUAGAGCUUUCUCGAGCUCUUUACGGCGCGAUGAUACCUGGGGCUUCAUCGGACUAGGGCAAAUGGCCCCUCACCUGUUUUAAUUGUAUACCCGGGAUCUAACACAGUCUCCACAGGCUACGCCAUGGCCAAGAACCUGCGCGCCAAGAUCCCCGCUACUGACACGCUAAUCAUUCGCGAUGUCAACGAAAACACUGCUAAAAGAUUCGUGGAAGAGAACCAAGAGGCUGCCCGGAACAGUGGGGCCGGCGAAGACACCUCCAAGGUGCUUAUCGCCCAAAACGCGCGAGAAGUAGCAGAGCAAUCCACAGUGUUAAUCACCAGCCUUCCGGAACCCGAACACGUCAAGGACGUCUUCUACUGUAUCCUCCGCCACGGCCAACUCCCUGCAUUAGAAAAGGAGCGCUUAUUCAUCGACACCUCCACCAUCGACCCGGCUUCCUCGAAAGAAAUAGCGAAUGCAAUCCACACAACGCGCCAAGGGCGAUUCGUCGACGCCCCGAUGUCAGGUGGAGUGGUGGGUGCCCGCGCCGGUACGCUAUCGUUCAUGUUCGGGGCUUCAUCGCAGACCGGCCAGCUCGUGGAUCGCGUCCAGUCCGUCCUAAUGCUAAUGGGCAAAAAGGCCUGGCACAUGGGAGGCUCAGGAACAGGCGUCUCCGCCAAACUCGCCAACAACUAUCUCCUGGCCAUCAAUAAUAUCGCCACCGCCGAGGUGAUGAAUCUGGGAAUUCGUUGCGGCCUUGACCCCAAGGUUCUGGCGGAUAUGAUCAAUACAUCCACUGGCCGCUGCUGGCCGAUGGAGAUCAAUAACCCGGUUCCCGGCGUUGUUGAGACGGCUCCGGCGUCACGCGAAUAUGCGGGCGGGUUUGGCAUCAGUUUGAUGAAUAAAGAUCUUCGACUGGCGAUCUCUGCUGCGGAGGAGUCCGGUACUCCUCUCGCCUUGGCUGAUAUGGCUCGGGGCGUGUAUAAAGCGGUUGAAGACAAGCAUCGAGGUAAGGACUUUUCGGUGGUAUACAAGUGGCUGCAGGAGCAGUCAACCGCACAAUAGUGGCAGGUGAUGAUGAUCAGAUUGGAAUUAGUAUUCUUUAGUUUUCUUCUCUUUAGCGCGACAUUGUUUUCGAGAACCCUAUAUUAGUUUCCGCCUUGUUUCGUUUAUUCCAUUCUCUUUUGUAUUCUUUCUAUGGGGCGAAAUAUCUAGUAGAGUUAAAAUAGCAUUUGGGGGCAAUUGAAAAUGUAUAACGAAAUUUAUAAUUAUCUGUUCCCUUCAGUUCGACUGAAA
Molecule: messenger RNA, 1378 nt
Organism: Aspergillus alliaceus
Lineage: Eukaryota; Fungi; Ascomycota; Eurotiomycetes; Eurotiales; Aspergillaceae
Product: 6-phosphogluconate dehydrogenase
Exons: 3
Coding region: 224-1147 (307 amino acids)
Biological process (GO): L-valine catabolic process
Cellular component (GO): mitochondrion
Molecular function (GO): NAD binding; NADP binding; 3-hydroxyisobutyrate dehydrogenase activity
Source: RefSeq, a predicted model, not a curated record